Molecule: messenger RNA, 660 nt
Organism: Macrosiphum euphorbiae (potato aphid)
Lineage: Eukaryota; Metazoa; Arthropoda; Insecta; Hemiptera; Aphididae
Source: the annotation of a GenBank genome assembly
AUGAGACUGCUAAAUGAAGGGCGGUAUUCUAUAUUGGAGUUUCUUGUCUGUUCACGACAUGCAACAGCAAAUUUUGGUGUCUUACGACCUCAACCACUUCAAAUUCAACCAGUGAAUGACCCACAACCUCAACCACUUCAUAUAGAACCUGCGAUUAAUGUACCACGUCCUCCAUCUCCAAUUUUGUUUGAGUUACCGCCUCAUCCAUCACGGGAAGAAAUUCUUGCAAGAUUAUUGCCUGCGCGGAUACGACAACCUGUUCCUGCAAAUCUUUUUGAUGUAUCAUCUGAUUCCGAUGAUAAUGAUGAAAAUGUUAUAGCUGUUAUACCACGGGCUAACCAAAUUGAAAACGAAGACUUUAAUAUUUUAGAAAACUCUGAUUCAAACGAUGAGGAAAAUGUGAUGGCUAGGUCACAGGCUAUUAGACCAUAUACAAAUUGGAUCCAUGGUGAAGAUCUGACUAUCACCCCAAUAGUUGAGCGCCGGUGCUACAUAUGUAUAUUUUCGCUGCCAACAGUAAUUGUUUUACCAUGUAUGCAUCAAGGUCUAUGUGAGCCUUGCUUCACAAGCUAUUCUACAAUGGCUCCAUAUAGCCGUCAACCCUAUUACAGAUGUCCACUGUGCAGAGGACAAGUUGAAAGCUAUUUAGCUAUACAAUAA